AAACAUCACAGAAAAUUCUUUGAUUUCCUUUAAUAGUGCCCAGAGAGACUGUUCCUAUCAAUCACUGAAGCCAUAAGGAAAUUUCUUUUUAAAGUUAAGCUUUAUCACAAUGAGGUUUUGCCACAUCUGCAAACUUCCUGGGAGAGUGAUGGGGAUCCGAGUGCUUCGUUUCUCUUUGGUGGUUAUCCUCGUGUUACUACUGGUAGCUGGUGCUUUGACUACUUUGCUUCCUAAUAUCAAAGAAGACAAGAUGCUCACGUUGAGGAGGGAGAUAAAAUCUCAGGGCAAGUCCACCAUGGAUUCCUUCACCCUUAUCAUGCAAACGUACAACAGAACAGAUCUCUUGUUGAGACUUUUAAAUCACUAUCAAGCAAUUCCACAUCUACACAAAGUGAUUGUUGUGUGGAACAACAUUGGGGAGAAGGGGCCAGAUGAGUUAUGGAAUUCUCUAGGGCCUCACCCUGUCCCUGUGAUCUUCAAACUACAGACAGCAAACAGAAUGAGAAAUCGGCUCCAGAAUUUCCCCGAACUGGAAACCAGUGCGGUGUUAAUGGUAGAUGAUGACAUGCUAAUUAGCGCCCAGGACCUCAUGUUUGCUUUCUCUGUUUGGCAGCAAUUUCCUGAUCAGAUUGUAGGAUUUGUUCCUAGAAAACAUGUCUCUACUUCUUCGGGUAUCUACAGUUACGGAGGUUUUGAACUGCAAACACCAGGAUUUCAAAAUGGUGACCAGUACUCUAUGGUGCUGAUUGGAGCUUCAUUCUUUAAUAGCAAAUAUCUUGACCUCUUUCAGAAGCAACCUUUAGCUGUCCAUGCUUUGAUAGAUGAAACUCAAAACUGUGAUGAUAUCGCCAUGAAUUUUAUCAUUGCCAAGCACACUGGAAAGACUUCAGGGAUAUUUGUGAAACCUGUGAACAUGGGCAAUUUGGAAAAAGAAACCAACGGUGGUUAUUCUGGAAUGUGGCAUCGAGCUGAGCACUUUCUGCAGAGGUCUUACUGUAUAAAUAAGCUUGUGAAGAUCUAUGAUAGCAUGCCCUUAAAAUACUCCAACAUUAUGAUUUCUCAGUUUGGUUUUCCAUAUGCCAACCACAUCGGUAAAAUGUAAAAGUCAAACAAACACAACAGACUUUAAAACUGCCUGGUAUUCGAGUUCUCUGUUACGUAGUUGUUUUGUUUUGAAGCAACAUUAUGAACUUUUAUCCACUCCAGAAGUCUCUACAA
Messenger RNA from Orycteropus afer afer, 1218 nucleotides. NCBI's taxonomy places the organism in Eukaryota, Metazoa, Chordata, Mammalia, Tubulidentata, Orycteropodidae. The record is from RefSeq and is a predicted model, not a curated record.